Pimephales promelas (fathead minnow) is the source of this 541-nucleotide messenger RNA. NCBI's taxonomy places the organism in Eukaryota, Metazoa, Chordata, Actinopteri, Cypriniformes, Leuciscidae. The record is from RefSeq and is a predicted model, not a curated record.
AUGACGCUCACUUGUUGCUUCACAGGAUUAGUGAAACUUUUCCAGCAAUACAUUAACGGACCUAGUUUGAGUCAAAAGGCUUUGACACAACUUCUUUUCUGGCAGGACGGCUCGCGCGUCCUUGUUGCUUUUUCAGUUCCAACUGAAACGGGUUGAGUUUUCUCAGAAAUGUCUCUGGCAGAGCAAAGCCAGCAGUGGUAUCCCACCAGCGUCCAGGUAACGGUGCUCCAGGCGCGGGGGUUGCGGAUCAAGGGGAAGAAUGGCACCAACGACGCGUACGCCAUCAUGCAGGUGGCAAAGGAUAAGUUCUCCACCUCGGUGGCCGAGAAGAGUGUCGCGCCGGUGUGGAAGGAGGAGGCCGCGUUCGACCUGCCGCUCUUUCACCCUAGUAACGCGGAGCGCUGCACCCUACAGGUGUGUGUGAUGCACCGGGCUCUGAUGGGUCCCGAUAAAACACUCGGUCAGGCGACCGUCAACCUCCUGGAGCUCCAGGACAAUAAAUCCCGUAAUAAAUCAGAGUGAGUGAACGUGACUUUACAUG